UGCUCGUAUAAGGUGUAGGUUGGAGAUUUUUCCCAUUUUCCCAAUUUCGAAUUCGAAUCUGAUCCCGAAUCUGAGUCUGUUACUCGAAUUUGAUAGUGUGUCACCAUUCAUUCAUUCAUUUCCGAUAUAGUACUUAAAAGUGCGAACCGUGAAAAUCUUUCAGUUACAUUCCUGAUAGUGCAUCGAACGGUUGUCGUCUCGGUUUAAGCGAGGAAAUUCGAUAAAAGUGAAUUGUCGAAAUCGGCGUGUACUUGCCACAAGUUCUCAGUGAUUCUUGAAAGAAGGUUGUAUAUUAGAUGGUGCUGUUCUUGUAGAUAAAUCUGACGCUGGGAGUUACUAUUGAUUGGAGUCAAGAGUGAAAUCGAUACCUUAUCAUCUUAGAGGAUAACGUAGCUGAAAAUUGUAACUUCUGUGCUUUUGUGCUUGGGAUCAAAAAUAUUUAAUACAAGCCGAGUUCCUAUUGGCAGAGCUACACCUCAAUUUUUGAUAGUGUUAGCACUGGAGUUAAAACAGCAAAUCUUUACCUCAUAAGUGAAAGUGCCCACUUAAUAAACUGAUUGGAUUAAGGACGAAUUAGAUAUUUGUGUCCCAGAUGUGUAUAAUUUGGUUCCUGUGGCUGGGAAGUGCUGUUCUGUACAGUUGUGUGAGUGCUAGCGCUGCUCUGGACAGCUUAUGUCCGGAUAAACGCCCAUUCAAUGCAAGUGUUGUAGGAAAUGUUCGCCAACUGUAUAUUGGAAGUACGCUCAAUUUUACCAUGGAGAAGAAUGAACAAUUGAGAUGUUCACUCCAACUAAAAGAAUCCAUUCCGCUUGUCAUUAAAGUCACAUCACCUCAGAACUCAAUAUCUCGUCGUUUAUUUUUCAAUGAAACAAAACUUCCAUUUUUUAUUUCGAUAGUAAAUAUGACAAAGCACAUGAGAAUGCAGAAGGAAAAUGUCGUCCUGCCUUGCGCAACAAACGGCCAAUACGACUUAAUUCUCACAUCAAAAAAGCAUUCGUUUGUCCGCGUCGAAGUCCUCGGAAGACAUCCGUCAUGGAACUGGAGGUUGUUGAACGAGACCAAUCCGAUUCGAGUAAGAUCCCAAAACCGCAUGCAAAAAAAGCAGAUGAUCAUCAAAUGGAGCAAAAGCAAAUUAGACAUCCACGCCAUGCAUUACUGCAUAGUCAUCAACACCAAAGCCUCUCAGAAAAACUUCUGUGCAGCCCUUCAGGAUUCGCUUAAUAGUAACACCCUUCAAAGCAAGAGGAACUGUUUGGCGCCGAUUGAUAAUAUCUGGGUGAGACAAAGGGAGCGAAUUAUUGAUCCCUAUUCAACCAAUGUGAUCUGCACAGGAAUGAAACCAAACCAAAUAAUAAAGGGUCUCGUACCAAACAUGAAAUAUUUCAUCGAUAUUUAUGGAGUUCACUCAAAGAAACAAAACUUGACGAUUUUGCUGAAAUCAACUUCGGUAUGGUUCAACCGCACUCAUCCCGGUACAUUGCGCGACAAUUUGCUGACUUUGGGGAAGAUGUCCGGGAGCAAACGUGACCGUGAAGCCAUUUUCAGUUACAAGAUUCCUCCAACUUCAUUGAGCCGCGGACAAGUUCGAUUCCUGGUCCUUCCUUGCUCUGGUAGCCAAAUUGACGUGAAAAUUUUGAAGCGCAGACAAAGGAUACGGACUGAAACCGAUAUCUACAAGCCAACGUAUAUUCCUGUACCCGAAGCAAAUCCUGGUGACCGCCUAAUUCUUCGAGUAAAGCCUAGUAACGUUGACGAGUUCUUGCAUGCCAACAGAGUCGGAAUUGCUGUCUCCAUGACUGGACUAUUCAAACAUUACCCAGAACUACCGAGUAAUACUUCAGUGUUUUUGAGUGGCUCUUAUAGGAACUGUGACCCGAAAAUCGCGUGGUAUCCCUCUCAAGACUUAAGGAAGAUUAGAUACUGCGUUAUCAUAUUCAGACUACCAAACAAUUCCCGAAGUUCCAUGGAUGAAACGAACUAUUGUCUGGAUUUCGGCAAGAAUCUAAUUGAACAUCCACAAUUUUACGAACAAACUUGCCACACCGCAAACAGAGGAGCCCAGAUGGAGCAAACGUCCUUACUUAACUUGAUCCCAGGCGAUUCGUAUUUGGUGUACGUAACCUCGCACUUAGUCGGCCACAGCUACUUGCCCUACGAGUCCUUGAAAGUGAACAUACACCAGCACUGUCGAAACAACACAGAUGACGUUUCCGUACGGGCAAUCUAACGCCACGACAGGACACUAUGACCUACAAUUAACUAUGAAACAAGAUAAAAGUUUAAUCAAAGAGCCGUCAAAGACUGCAUGGACUUAAUUGCCUCAAUUUUACAAUAUUGCCUAAUAUUAACGUUACACACUGUAUUAGUUUCUGUUUGGAGCCAAAGUUCACUAAUUUACUUGACAAGUUUUAAUUUAGGGUCUUAAUGUACAUUUUAAAUUAAUUUUAAAUUAUUUGUUUAUGGAACGAGCCUCAGAUGGUAUCUCAAUAUUUUUACUUAUUUAUAAUAAUGUGCGCUUCGUCUAUGGUAUGUGUGUUGUAAGUUUCGUUUGUAUUAUUAUUUUGUAAUAUUUUCCUAUGCAACAUAGUGUAGCGUAUUAUUGUCGAUGGUUUCUACUUUAUGUAUAAUUAUGGAGCAAGUGGAAUGAAAAUAUGAUGUAUUUAAUUGAAACUAUUAUUCCUAGCGAAACGUGAAGAGUGACAAUAAGGUUGAUCAGCUAUUAAUAAACCGAGA
Messenger RNA from Hermetia illucens (black soldier fly), 2733 nucleotides. RefSeq lists its product as uncharacterized. The coding region runs from base 593 to 2227 and encodes 544 amino acids. The transcript has 10 exons. The record is from RefSeq and is a predicted model, not a curated record. NCBI's taxonomy places the organism in Eukaryota, Metazoa, Arthropoda, Insecta, Diptera, Stratiomyidae.